AUGAGUUGGGCAGGCUUCAAGAAAACCGUCAACAGGGCGACCACCCAGGUCAUGAUGAAGGCCGGUCAAAUAGAACGCACCAACGACCGAGAAUACGAAGUCGAAGAGCGUCGUUUCCGAGUCAUGGAAGCUGCGGCAAAUAACCUCCAAAAGGAAGCAAAGGGUUAUCUGGACUCCCUGCGUGCCAUGACUGCCUCGCAAAUGCGUAUUGCGGAAACUAUCGAUUCAUUUUAUGGGGAUAGCGGAGCUAAAGAUGGAGUUAGUCGGAGUUAUAGACAGGCGGUUGAGGAGUUGGAUCUUGAGACUAUUAAGGCUUUGGACGGACCUUAUAGGACGACAGUUUUGGAACCGAUUUCCAGGUUUUGUGCUUAUUUCCCGGAUAUUAAUGAGUGUGUCAAGAAGCGUAAUAACAAGCUACUUGAUUACGAUGCUCUACGGAAUAAGGUGAAGAAGCUUGUCGAGAAGCCAGAUCAGGACCCAACAAAAUUGCCAAGGGCGGAAAAAGAAGCUCAGAUGGCCAAGGAAAUCUACGAAGCGCUAAACGACCAACUCCAGACGGAACUUCCGAAGCUUAUUGAGCUGAGAGUACCAUAUCUCGACCCGUCGUUCGAAGCACUAGUCAAGAUCCAGUUAAGAUUCUGUGCAGAGGCAUAUUCGCGGAUGGCACAGGUACAGCAGUAUUUAGAUGCCAAUACACGGGAGGAAUAUGCACAGGGACAAUUGGACUCCAGAGUUGAGCAGGUAUUGCAAGAGAUUCGGGAUUUGAGUAUUGCAGGUGGUGCAUAA
Messenger RNA from Orbilia oligospora ATCC 24927, 786 nucleotides. RefSeq lists its product as uncharacterized. Gene Ontology annotation, cellular component: mating projection tip; actin cortical patch; medial cortex. The transcript has 4 exons. Gene Ontology annotation, molecular function: protein binding; lipid binding. Bases 1 to 786 code for a protein of 261 amino acids. Gene Ontology annotation, biological process: plasma membrane tubulation; endocytosis; actin filament organization. Lineage: Eukaryota; Fungi; Ascomycota; Orbiliomycetes; Orbiliales; Orbiliaceae. The record is from RefSeq and is a predicted model, not a curated record.